Homalodisca vitripennis (glassy-winged sharpshooter) is the source of this 2180-nucleotide messenger RNA. It is a transcript of the gene SrpRalpha, whose product is annotated as signal recognition particle receptor subunit alpha homolog. Gene Ontology annotation, biological process: SRP-dependent cotranslational protein targeting to membrane. Gene Ontology annotation, molecular function: GTP binding; ATP hydrolysis activity; signal recognition particle binding. The record is from RefSeq and is a predicted model, not a curated record. Gene Ontology annotation, cellular component: endoplasmic reticulum membrane; signal recognition particle receptor complex. Lineage: Eukaryota; Metazoa; Arthropoda; Insecta; Hemiptera; Cicadellidae. The transcript is spliced from 12 exons. Bases 93 to 1955 code for a protein of 620 amino acids.
GUGAUGUUGCCAAAAUUCCACAACAAACGACGUAAAACACAUAACACAAACAGCUGUGUAGCAAAGUAGUAUACCAGGUAUUUGAUUUCAAUAUGUUAGAUUUAUUUACAAUUUUUAGUAAAGGUGGAAUUGUUCUUUGGUGUUUCCAGGGAACAAGCCAAAUUUUUACUCCAUCAGUGAAUGCCUUAAUCAAAACUGUUCUCCUUCAGGAACGGACAGGAAGUAACUCUUUUGAUCACAAUGCACUUACACUGCAGUAUAAACUCGACAAUGAGUUUGAACUGGUGUUUGUGGUGGCAUACCAGAAGAUUCUCCAACUGUCAUAUGUAGACAAGUUCUUGGAUGACGUACAUCUAGAGUUCCGGGACAAAUACAAGGAUGACCUCAAGAACGGGAGAUAUUUCCAGGAAUUUGAAUUCUCAAGCAACUACUCAGAUGUCUUGCAAGCUGCAGAGCAGUGGAGUAAGAAGCAAGCACGCAUUCCAAAACAGAUGCGCACCUUCGAGGAGUCCCAGAAGUCGAAGAAAACGGUGGCAUCUAUGAUCGAACGGAAAGGGGACGAGAAAGAAUCAAAAAAGAAAGUGAAAGUGAUCGCAGAACCAGUUAAAAAAGAAGUGGUGAAAGAAGUUGCUGCUACAAAUGGAGAGUUAUCAAGCGAAGAAAUUAUAAUACAGAAUCGUCUUAAGUUUGCGCAAAAGAUGGGCUCUCCUAAUUCAAGGAAAACAAAAGCGAAGAGUCCAAAGCCAACCAAGGAAGGCAAGAAGCCAAGAGUGUGGGCUCUGGGAGGGGGUAACAAGGACCUCGGAGACUUGGACCGUACCAAGGACAAACCUCAGGAGGAUGGAGACGUACAGGCUGAUAUUAGUCUCGUUGGCAGUAUGAAAGGAGGUAUUCAAGAUCUGGAGGUCGAUAGUUCUUCUGAAGAUGAAGAAGACAUUGAGGAUGAAGAAGAUUCUGGAUCUCAAAACCAGAAAGCGGCUUCUACGAAAUCUUCUAGUGUUUUCUCAAUGUUCAGAGGGCUGGUGGGAAACAAGAGUCUGACCAGGGAGGGGAUGCAGCCAGUGCUGGAGAAGCUGCGAGACCACCUGAUUGCCAAGAACGUGGCAUCUGACAUUUCUAUGAAACUGUGCGACUCUGUGGCUGCCAAACUGGAAGGGAAAGUGAUUGGAACAUUUGAAACCAUUGCCUCCACAGUGAAGAACACACUCACCGAAUCUUUGGUGCAAAUCUUGUCUCCCAGACGUAGGGUGGAUAUACUUCGAGAUGCUAUGGAGGCCAAGAGACAAGGAAGGCCUUUCGUUAUGGCUUUUUGUGGUGUCAAUGGAGUUGGGAAAUCUACCAAUUUGGCAAAGAUUUGCUUCUGGCUGAUUGAAAACAACUUGCGUGUGUUGAUCGCGGCUUGCGACACUUUCCGUGCUGGAGCGGUGGAACAGUUGCGCACCCACACCAGACAUCUCAACGCUCUCCAUCCUCCUGAGAAACAUGAUGGCAUGCAGAUGGUACAACUCUACGAGAAAGGCUAUGGAAAGGACGCAGCAGGUAUUGCAAUGGAAGCAAUCCACUUUGCACGAGAUUCUCGCAUCGAUGUGGUAUUAGUGGACACUGCUGGCAGAAUGCAGGACAAUGAACCUCUCAUGCGUGCCCUGGCUAAGCUGGUGAAAGUGAACGAGCCAGACCUGGUGCUGUUUGUGGGAGAGGCUUUGGUUGGCAAUGAAGCAGUGGACCAGUUGGUCAAGUUCAACCAGGCUAUGGCUGACUACUCUAGCUCCAUCAACCCUCACCUCAUCGAUGGCAUUGUACUUACCAAGUUUGACACAAUUGAUGAUAAGGUGGGAGCAGCCAUAUCCAUGACCUACAUCACUGGGCAACCAAUCGUGUUUGUGGGAACUGGUCAAACCUACACUGACCUCAAGUCUCUCAAUGCUAAAGCAGUUGUCCACGCUCUCAUGAAAUAAUUAUUCACCCUCAGACUUGAUCUUGCCUUUGAGCUGCUCUCACUUGAACCAUGUGGAUUUUUUAUUUUUUGUAGAAUUUUCUGCCAGUUUAAUAGACCUUUUGCAACCAGUUGGGUAUGAGAUACCAUUAUUUAUUAUAUCAUGACAAGAUCAAGAAAAUAUUUAUUAUUGGGAAUAUUAAAAUUUUAUUAAUUUUGAAAGUAUAUAUAAAGGUUUUGAAAUUCC